UUUUAGUUCUCAGGUUCCGAUUAGACGCCGUGACGUAGCGAGGCGGGCUUUGGUGCCGGUCGUUUUUUCUCAUUGGCUGUUGGCGCGGCGGCGGUUUGGAGCGAGCGGAGCACGUUGAGGGGCAGGCUGUGCCGAGUGUCGCGGCCACAGGGCUGGCGUGGGGCCCGGUUUGUGGUGAACAUCUGGGCCAGUCCCAGGUGGGGGUCCCCGUGGCAUGGAUCGCGUGUGCAGUGCGUGGUACGGAAAGUGCGUGAAAAGGAAAGGCGUGUCGCCGCUGUGGGCUCGCAGCAUCGUGGUUGCGUGGCUCAACAAGGCCGAGUGGGACCAGGUGACAGUUUAUCUGUUCUGUGACGACCAGAAGUUGCAGCGGUACGCCCUGAACCGCAUCAGCGUGUGGAGGAGCAGGUUAGGCAACGAACUCCCCCUGGCAGUGGCUUCUACUGCUGACCUGAUACGCUGUAAGCUCUUGGAUGCAGCUGGUGGCUUGGGCAAUGAUGAACUCAGACUGCUGUAUGGCAUGGCACUGGUCAGGUUUGUGAAUCUUAUCUCAGAGAGGAAGACAAAGUUUUCCAAGGUCCCCCUCAAGUACCUGGCUCAGGAGGUAAACAUUCCAGAUUGGAUUGUUGGGCUCCGCCAUGAGUUGACCCACAAGAAAAUGCCCCAUAUAAAUGACUGCCGAAGAGGCUGCUACUUUGUCUUGGAUUGGCUCCAGAAGACCUACUGGUGCCGUCAAAUGGAGAACAGCCUGCGAGACAGCUGGGAAUUAGAGGACAAGGAAGAGACAGAUGAAGAUCAUCAGGAAGAUAAGAACAUGGUUGUUGAUGACAUCACAGCACAGAAACCCGCGUCUCAGAUGGAUGGAGAAGGUGCAGAGUUGGCUGUCAGAGCUGACGGAGAUGACAAAGCCUGCCAGGAGGUGGAGUCUCAUUUGCAAAAGGUUUUGAAGCAAAAAGAGCUGUAUGAAAGAGCCCGAGAUCUGCUGGUAUCCUAUGAAGAGGAGCAAUUUAAGGUGCUGGAGAAAUUUAGGCAUUUACCCCAGGCCAUUAAGGCAUGGAAUAAUUUGUCCCCACGUGUAGAAGGCAUCAUGGCGGAGCUCAAGGGCAUUACAUGGGAGAACAGGGAGGCUGUGCUGGAUGCUUUUUUGGAUGAUGGUUUCCUCAUCCCCACAUUUGAACAAUUGGCAGCCUUGCAAAUUGAGUAUGAAGAAAAUAUGGACUUGAGUGAUGUCCUGGUGCCAAGGCCCUUCUCUCAGUUCUGGCAGCCUCUGCUCAGGGGGAUGCACUCCCAAGCCUUCACUCAAGGCCUGCUGGACAGGUUGUUCUCUGAACUGCCAGCCUUGGGCAGCAGUGGGAUCCGACCCACCUACAUCCUCCGAUGGACCGUUGAACUGAUUGUGGCCAACACCAAACUGGGACGGGAUGCUCGCCAAUUUUCUGCAAGCCAAUGGGAAGCAAGAAAGAACUGGAGACUGUUCAACUGCUCUGCCAACCUUGACUGGCCCCGGGUAGUCGAGUCCUGCUUGGGCUCACCUUGCUGGGCUAGCUGCCUACUCCUUCGGCUCGUCUUCAAAGCCAUGGGGCAGGUCCUACCACAAGGGGAACAGGAGAAGCUGUUGCGCCUCUGUUCCAUUUAUACCCAGAAUGGAGAAAAUAACCUGGAGCAGGAGGGCUUUGAGCCCUCCCCGAUUGGGAAGUCUCCAUACACCCUGGACAGCCUGCAGUGCCUCCUCAAACCAACUGGCUCCAGCGGUGGGGCUGAAGGAAAGGCCCAGCAGCAGCAGGAGAAGGGCAGCUUUAAUGAAGCCAAAGAGGAAGAGAAGGGAGGAAAAAAGAUCUUGGAAGACCAGACAGAAGAGGAUGAAGAGGAAGAACAAGAGAUGGAGGAAGAGGUAGAAGAAGAGGAAAAUGACCAGGAGGAGGAAGUAGAGGAUGCUGAAACAGAUGAAGAUGAUGAAGAUGAGGAGGAAGAGGAGUCGGAGGAGGAGGAGACCGAGGAGGAGGAAGAAGAGGAGGAAGACGGAAUGGAUGUGACACCUUAUACUGUAGAGCAGGAAUCCCCUGCUUUUGAGUUUACCAGUUCCAUGGCCCACAAAACAGGAGCUUUGCAUGGCUCUUCAUGGCAAGUUAGUUCAGAAGAUGCACGAUGGGAAAAAUUCCCUAUAGGCCGAGUGCCAGGUCAGACUGAGGACCCGGCUGAGCUGCUGCUGGAUAAAUAUGGCACCAUGUAUCUUUUGGAGCAGCCUGUGCUAGAGCAGCGAGUGGAACCCCCAAAGUGCAAGAGUAGCAUCUUGGGCCUGAACUGUGGUGUCAGCAGUGGCAACUGCAAUAGCAGCAAGUGCGAGCGCCUUUUCUGGAGCCAGGCACAGAUGCACAGGAUCAAAAGUGGCCUUCAGCUCUUCUGAUGCCUAUCCUGGUGCCAGAGAUCGUCCAGCCCCACCAGGACAACAGCCCACUGCCCCGUGCAGUGCACCUGACGUUCCAUGAUACACCCUGGGACACAGCCCAGAUCGGCCACUUCAGCUUAACUUUCCACCACAGUGGAAUUUUGAGUACAUUUUGAAUCUUUUGUUACGUUUUUGAAAAACAAUAAACAGGCAGCUGUUGU
This is a messenger RNA of Ochotona princeps (American pika), 2604 nucleotides long. RefSeq names its product LAS1 like ribosome biogenesis factor (gene LAS1L). The transcript is spliced from 13 exons. Gene Ontology annotation, biological process: maturation of 5.8S rRNA; maturation of LSU-rRNA. NCBI's taxonomy places the organism in Eukaryota, Metazoa, Chordata, Mammalia, Lagomorpha, Ochotonidae. Gene Ontology annotation, molecular function: endonuclease activity. Gene Ontology annotation, cellular component: preribosome, large subunit precursor; Las1 complex. The coding region runs from base 215 to 2401 and encodes 728 amino acids. The record is from RefSeq and is a predicted model, not a curated record.